Messenger RNA from Anas platyrhynchos (mallard), 1856 nucleotides. RefSeq names its product pleckstrin homology domain containing B1 (gene PLEKHB1). Gene Ontology annotation, cellular component: membrane. Lineage: Eukaryota; Metazoa; Chordata; Aves; Anseriformes; Anatidae. The record is from RefSeq and is a predicted model, not a curated record. Gene Ontology annotation, biological process: regulation of cell differentiation.
GGACUCUGCAGCUCUUUAGGCCGCGUUCCCCGAGCAGGACUACAGCUCCCGAAGCCCCGUGCGUGUGGGUAGGGACGGGCAGCGGGAGCAGAGCGCAGCCCUUAGCGGGGACCCGCCGUGCUGCUGCCGCUCGAUCCCAAAAACCUCCCCGUGGCCAUGGCGUUGGUGAAGAGCGGCUGGCUUUGGCGGCAGAGCUCGAUCCUACGGCGCUGGAAGAGGAACUGGUUCGUGCUGUACCUGGACGGCAGCCUGCUCUACUACCACGACCAGACGCAGCGCGACAUGGACGGCCGCCUGCACAUCAAGCACAGCUGCCGCGACGUCAGGAUCGGCCCCGAGUGCCGAGACGUGCAGCCCCCCGAGGGGAAGAGCCGCGAGUGCCUGCUGAGCCUGGUGCUGCGGGACGCCUCCAAGACCUCGCUGUGCGCCGAGAGCGAGGACGACGCCGUGGCGUGGAAGCUGGCCCUGCUGGAGGCGAAAUCCACCCCGGUGCACGUCUACGACCCCUACGACGACGACUACUACCAGGCGGUGCCCAUCGACUCCCACCAGGCCGCCUACGUCAGCUCGGGCCACUACGGCCACCAGUACGGAGCCCCCGGGGUGACCCACGUCAUCGUGCGGGAGGAUCCUUACCGCGUCUCCGGGGACCAGAUGGCUUUGGGGUUGCUGGCGGGGGCGGCCACCGGCGCCGCCCUGGGCUCCUUCAUGUGGAUGCCGUGCUGGUUUUAGCCCCCCCAUCCCAUAAAACGCGGCCCCUUCGCUUCUCCAGCCCCCCCUGAUCCCGGCUUCUGCAUCCCAAAACCCGCACGCGGCUCCAAGGACCCCAAAUCCCCAAAUCUGCCCCCCCUCGGCACCGCUCUGCAACCCCCAAAACCUCCAGGGGCUGGGAGUAAAAACCUUGGGUUUGGGGAUGGUGGGAGGGGUGCUGCCCCCCCCCAAAGCAGUUUCCGGGAGGUAGGUGACAUUUUCUGGCAAAAUUGCUAUUUUAUUUUAAUUUAUUUUAUUUUAAUUUAAUUUAUUUUAAUUUAUUUUUUUGAUUUUUUUUUGAUUUUUUUUUUUAAUUUAUUUUAAUUUUAUUUUAUUUUUUGAGGGUUUUUGAGGGGGAUCCAGCACCGCAGCGGGACGCUCAGCGCCGCUUUCCCCCGGAGCAGGGGGGCUUUGUGGCACCAAAUCUUCCCCCCCUGGGGCACCGGGGUGGGACACGGGCACCAAACGCUGAAAAUUGGGGCCAAACCCUUGGGAAUUGGGGCCAAAACCCCAAGGAUUGGGGCUGGAAGAGCCCCCAGGCACACUGGGGGGGACAGCACCAGGGGGGCACGCAGCACCAAGGUUUUUGGGAUGGGGAAGCAUCAGGGGGGCGAAGGCGCCGCUCGCUGGGCCCCGAGGCCCAAAAACCCUUUUUUGGGCUUCAAAAAGGGUUUGGGGUGUGGGGACGGCCACUUGUGGGGUCCCCAAAUGCGGGGUGGUGGCACCGAGGGGGGGUCUCCUUUCUGCGUGGGGGCAGCACGAGGCGGACACCGGGACGUGGCCCCUCACCCUGAAGCCACCUCGGACGUGAAAUGAGGAGCUCGAGGAUCACAGAAACGAGAGAAAAAACCCCAAAAUCCAGAAACCCAACAGCGCCCGGUUCCUGUUCUCAAAGCUUCAGCUCCUGGGGGCUUCGCUUUCUGUCCCAAACCCCCCCAACCCCUCUCCUCCACACCAGGGGUCGGGAUGACCCCAAAUGUCCCCCCCCGGCCUCCUUCGCGUCACUGCUGCUGCUGCAACCCCCAUCCUGCGAAGCGCCUCGAGAUUUGGGGCAAAACCAGAAAAAAAACCCUAAAGGCAAAUGAAUAAAAGCGGCCGAACCCAGA